UGCGAUGGCCACCACUUUGCCUUCGCCUCCGCUGUCAGCAUGGACCGAGGCCGCAAAGCGUUGCCAACACUCAACAAACACACGGACUCCAAGUUCUACAAUCGGUGCCAGUUGAUCCACAAGCAGAAACUCAACACGAUCAAGAGCACGAUCGACAACAGCGAGCCGACGCGGCCGGCGCACCUUCGCAAGAAUCUCAAGAAGGAGCAAAUGAAGGAAGAGCGGUACGCCACGAUCGAGCGUGAGAACCGCAUUCUAUUGGAAAAGAUGAGCUUCAUCAUGCAGCACGACACACUCGACAACAAGAACGACGCGCUCAAGCACGGCCACAGCUUGAACAAGGAGCAACGCAAGCGAGAGCUCCAGCGCAUCACAGCCGAAAACCAGUCGAUCUUGCGCCGCAUCCAAACCAGACAGCCCACGUACGACCACGUCCAGUGGGAAGAAGAGGCCAGACUGCAUGAAAAAUAUGCGCAAAACAUCCGAGAGUACCCCGAAGGCGGCAUGGCGGACGAAAGUGGCGAGUAUGGCGAAGAAGAAGGAUCUCCGACGUCGCGACUGCGAUACACGACAUCUGACGGUGCCAUUUAGCCAACCUGUAUCAUCACUGAUAGCAUCCUCCAGCAUCGCGAUGACAAUAUAGAAACAUAUACGACC
Molecule: messenger RNA, 657 nt
Organism: Aphanomyces astaci
Lineage: Eukaryota; Oomycota; Saprolegniomycetes; Saprolegniales; Verrucalvaceae
Exons: 2
Coding region: 40-591 (183 amino acids)
Source: RefSeq, a predicted model, not a curated record